AAAAAUCGGUUUACCUGUCCUGUCGGCAUACGACAUUAGGGUUUUGGUAUUUUUCUGGUUCGAGCUUCUUCUCUGUAAACGCGCCGCUCCUCACUUGUUCAGAUCCAAUGGCACCGAAGAAGGACAAAGCUCCGCCGCCGUCAUCUAAGCCCGCCAAAUCCGGCGGAGGCAAGCAGAAGAAGAAGAAGUGGAGCAAGGGAAAGCAGAAGGAGAAGGUGAACAACAUGGUUCUGUUCGACCAGGCAACUUACGACAAGCUUUUGUCUGAGGCUCCCAAAUUCAAACUGAUCACUCCUUCUAUUCUCUCUGAUCGUUUGAGGAUCAAUGGAUCGCUCGCAAGGAAAGCGAUAAGAGAACUGAUGGCUCGGGGGUCGAUCAGGAUGGUCUCUGCUCAUUCAAGCCAGCAGAUCUACACCAGGGCAACUCACAACUAAGUCUCUUGUUCCUCUGUUUCUGUCUUGAAAGAAUGUUUGUCUCUGAAUUCUUGCCUCGUGCUUUUUAGAUGCUUGGUCCCCUUUUUUUAGGCUUUAAACCUAAGACUUGAUAUUUUUGAUCCAUCCUUGUUCACUCUCUUUUUUUUUUCUCAACAGAGAUUACAUGUCUCCCA
Tarenaya hassleriana is the source of this 607-nucleotide messenger RNA. RefSeq names its product 40S ribosomal protein S25-3. Gene Ontology annotation, cellular component: cytosolic small ribosomal subunit. NCBI's taxonomy places the organism in Eukaryota, Viridiplantae, Streptophyta, Magnoliopsida, Brassicales, Cleomaceae. The transcript has 4 exons. The record is from RefSeq and is a predicted model, not a curated record. Gene Ontology annotation, molecular function: structural constituent of ribosome. The coding region runs from base 108 to 434 and encodes 108 amino acids.